GACACCAGCAGUAACCGGUAAGAAAUUGACCAAAUUUUACAUUCAAAGAUCAGUUUAGGAGGCAAAUUGAACCAUGUUAGAGUGCAUUUCACCUACUUAAGGUCAGCCAGUGCCACUUUGAUAUGACAGUUGUCCAAACUUUGACAGAGUCAGUCCUAAAUGUUGAGGUUAGCUUUCAUUGGUAGACUUUCAAACGGAAACCUAAUGACGCUAUGACCUUAACAUGUCCCAUUUCUUCUGUUCCAUAGUGGAGAAACAGCCAAAGGGAAGAGAUUUUGUGUUCUUGUUGGACGGAUCUGAUGGUACUAAAACUGGAUUCCCAGCUAUGAGAGACUUUGUCCAAAGAGUUGUAGAGACACUCAGUGUGGAUGACAACAAAGACCGUGUCUCAGUGGUUCAGUACAGCAGAGAUCCAGCCGUCCAGUUCUAUCUGAACACAUACAGGACAAAGGGCGAGAUCUUUGACACCCUCAGAGGUUUGAAACACAAAGGCGGAAGACCCCUCAACACUGGAGCAGCCCUCCAGUAUUUGAGGGAUAAUGUCUUCACAGCCUCUGCAGGCAGCAGGCGCCUGGAAGGAGUUCCACAGGUGCUAAUAUUGCUAAGUGGUGGAAGGUCUUUUGACCGUGUUGAUGCACCAGCCUCUGCUCUGAAAAAGAUGGGUGUCUUGAUCUUUGCCAUUGGAACCAGGAGCUCUAAUAACACAGAACUGCGGAAGAUAGCCCACGAUCCAAGUUACGCUCUGUCUGUGCCUGAUUUCACUGACCUUCCUAGUGUCCAACAGCAGCUUCAGUCCUCUGUGGAGGAGGUGGUUAUUGACAUCACCCCAGAGUCACCUACUGUACUUGUUGACAGUGCCAAAAAGGAUAUUGUAUUCCUUCUGGAUGGUUCUGAUGGCACAAGGAAUGGCUUCCCUGCCAUGCGUGAUUUUGUUGAGAGAGUGGUGGAGAAACUGAAUGUGGGAGAAAACAAAGACCGUGUCUCUGUGGUCCAGUACAGCAGAGAUGCAGAGGUCCAUUUCUAUCUGAACACAUACACCACCAGAGAGGAUAUUGUGGAUUCGGUCAGGGGGCUGAGAUACAGAGGAGGCAGACCCCUCAACACCGGGGCAGCCCUCCAGUACAUUAAGGACAACGUGUUUACAAGCUCCUCUGGGAGUAGGCGCCAGCAAGGUGUUCCACAAAUGUUGAUCCUGCUAAAUGGUGGAAAGUCUUUUGACAAUGUAGAUACCCCAGCCUCUGCUCUCAAACAGCAGGGUGUCUUUGUAAUUGGCAUUGGAACAAGCAGCUCUGACAUUAAUGAGCUGCAGAAGAUAUCCUCUGACCCUAGUCUCGCUCUAUCAGUGACUGAGUUCACUGAGCUCCCCAGUGUCCAAGAACAGCUCUCCUCUGUAAUGAGCACAAUGCUAGUGAGGGCCACGCCAGUGACACCAGCAGUAACCGGUAAGAAAUUUACCAAAUUUUACAAUCCAAGAUCAGUUAAGGAGGCAAAUUGAACCAUGUUAGAGUGCAUUUCACCUACGUAAGGCCAACCAGUGCCACUUUGAUAUGACAGUUGUCCAAACUUUGACAGAGUCAGUCCUAAAAGUUGAGGUUAGCUUUCAUUGGUAGACUUUCAAACGGAAACCUAAUUACGCUAUGACCUUAACAUGUCCCAUUUCUUAUGUUCCAUAGUGGAGAAACAGCGAAAGGGAAGAGAUUUUGUGUUCUUGUUGGACGGAUCUGAUGGUACUAGUACUGGAUUCCCAGCUAUGAGAGACUUUGUCCAAAGAGUUGUAGAGACACUCAGUGUGGAUGAUAACAAAGACCGUGUCUCAGUGGUUCAGUACAGCAGAGAUCCAGCCGUCCAGUUCUAUCUGAACACAUACAGGACAAAGGGCGAGAUCUUUGACACCCUCAGAGGUUUGAAACACAAAGGCGGAAGACCCCUCAACACUGGAGCAGGCCUCCAGUAUUUGAGGGAUAAUGUCUUCACAGCCUCUGCAGGA
Pleuronectes platessa (European plaice) is the source of this 1987-nucleotide messenger RNA. Its product is annotated as collagen alpha-3(VI) chain-like. Lineage: Eukaryota; Metazoa; Chordata; Actinopteri; Pleuronectiformes; Pleuronectidae. The coding region runs from base 224 to 1495 and encodes 423 amino acids. The transcript is spliced from 2 exons. The record is from RefSeq and is a predicted model, not a curated record.